This is a messenger RNA of Closterium sp. Naga37s-1, 1782 nucleotides long. Lineage: Eukaryota; Viridiplantae; Streptophyta; Zygnematophyceae; Desmidiales; Closteriaceae. The record is from the annotation of a GenBank genome assembly.
AUGGCGGAUACGACUGCUCGCUCUCGUUUGGACUACCUCUGGGCAGGGGCAGUUGCGGAGAACGGCUGGGCGUUCCAGUGUUCGAAGUCGAAAUCGGUGCAGGCAUUCGUCGAUGCGGCUCUCGCCUUCGCGAAGCCAUACACCCUCCCUUCCCCCUACAAGGUUGGAGGCCAGCUACUUAUGAAAUUACGGGCGGAUAUCGAGGAGCUUGUGAAGCCAAUGACGGAUAGCUGGGGCAAGCGCAGCUGCACCCUCACGUGCGACGGGUGGACUUGCUUGAAGAGCCGAGGGCUUGUGUGCGUUAUCGCCCUCAACGACACGGCACCGGUGAUCGUUGAAACAGUCGACUCGAAAACGGCAAAGAAGACCGGCGUCUAUCUUGCCGGCCUCCUCCAAAAAGCCAUCUGCAAGGUGGGGGACAAGGCCGUCGUCCAAGUUGUCAUGGACAACGCGGCCAAUAACCGGAGGGCGGCCGACAUUUUGCGCGAGGGAUACCCAUCAAUCUUCUUCAACAACUGUGCCGCGCAUGUUCUUGACCUCAUGCUUCACGACCUCCGGAAGAUUCGUGCGGUGAAACGGGUCCUAAGUCAGGUGCGCCGAGUGGUCAUGAUGGUGAAGGGAAGCGCAUCCGCCGUCACUCUCUUCCAUGAGGUGUUUAGCGAGCUUGCCUUGGUGCGGCCUGGUGCAACUCGGUUUGGCACGAACGUCAUCAUGCUCACCCGAUUCCUUGAAGUGAAGAAGGCGCUGCGACAGAUGGUCAUUAGUGAGGAGUGGGAGGGGGUGGCGGUGGCAAAGCAGGACGAGGGGAAGGCGGUCCGGUUCCUCCUCUUGGAUGAGGUUUUCUGGGAUUGCGCAACGGCGGUGCUUGCCAUCUUGCAGCCCGUGUAUGACGUCCUUCGGGUCGUCGACACGCGGGCUCUAGUCAUGGGGCAAGUGUAUGGCCUCAUGCUAGAGGCCACGGUGAAGACCAAUGAGGCGGCCAAAGCUGGAGCCGCCAUGCUUGUCAAGCGCACGUCCCUGCUUGCGGCAAAGGAUAAGCCAUCGUUCUUGGCGGCCAUCAAGGCUAUCAUAGCCAAGAGGUGGGACGGCCAGUUGCAUAACCCACUCCAUGCGCUCGGGUGGCUACUUAACCCGCGCAAUCAGUACUUGGGGGAAGUGAGGGAGGACCAAGAGGUGAUCAGUGGGGCGGAAGAGGUCAUACAAGCACGUGGCGGGGAUGUCGCUCAGCGCACUCUCAUCCAAGCACAGUUAGCACAGUUCCACAAGGGCGAGGGGCGGUUGGGGUCCCCCGACGCACGAUGGGCUGCAAAGGAAAUCCACGAUGCAGGAGAAGCUUCGGCAGAGGCAGAGGUGGAGGUGGAGGAGGAGGAGGAGGAGGAGGGAGAGGAGAAUGUGGGAUGUACCAUUGACUGGGAUAAUUUCGGGCAGAUUGGUAAGAAGAAGAAAAAGGUGGGAAAAAGCUCUAAAAUGAAGAGGAACGGCACCGCAGCCAAGCCUUGCAAGGGUAAGGGGAAAGCAAAGGCUGUGCGUGAGGGUGAGGAGGAGGAGGCGGCGGACAACAGUGGCCAGGAGGAGGAGGAUGUGCCCACCAACAGGACUCGCCGCACGGGCGCGGAUCCGUGGGACAUCAAUGAUGGCUCGAGCGGGGAGGAAGAGGAGGAGGAGGAGGAGGAGGUGGAGGAGGAGGAGGAGGAGGAGGAGGAGGAGGAGGAGGAGGAGGAGGAGGUGGAGGAGGAGGAGGAGGAGGAGGUGGAGGAGGAGGAGGAGGAGGAUGAUGAGUAG